Messenger RNA from Pelobates cultripes (western spadefoot toad), 7152 nucleotides. Lineage: Eukaryota; Metazoa; Chordata; Amphibia; Anura; Pelobatidae. The record is from the annotation of a GenBank genome assembly.
CUUAUUUUUUGUUUUAUAAUAGCUGAGUCAUUUUUGGAGGUGGGUUCCAAAACCUCAAAGGAAGAACAAUUUUAACUCAGUGCUACAUUUUUAGCAUUCAAUCUUCAUUGUGCCUUCAACAUCCUUGGAAAGACAAUAGUAUUUAAUGGUCAUUUAAUAUAUACAAAAAAAUGCACCCUAUUUAGAAUGUAAAUAUGAGGCAAUUAGUUUAAAUGAGCAGAGAGAAUGUGGGCCAUCUAGGGAGCUGUAUACCAUGUAUUGCUUGUAGCAGGAAUUCUUGCAAAGAAUGCUGUGUCUCAUUGUCACGUUAGCUUCUGAAAAAGGACCAGCAGACUAUGAGAGGAGGGAGGAGGGAGGAGCACGGGGUAUAGACUGAACUUUCAGGCCAUUCAUUGAGAGACAGGGAAUGAAGGUGAAAGGAGUAGCAUCAGUCGGUGCCUGUGUUAAUUGAUUACUCAUUUUACACUGUCCUUGAAAUACGUGGGAAUUCAGAAAAAAAAACCACUUCUGGAAACUGUGUGGAACCCAGGGACACGAGGAUCUAAACCCUGCCUGCUAUAUACGUUUAAAUACGGAAUAUGAUUCUUUAAAACUGGAAGCGAAUGGCUGGUUAGAAGACAGAGGAAUUUGGUGGACUUGGUAGCCUGUGGUUACAUCGACUACAAAAAGACAUUGACCUGGGUAAGAAAAAUGUAGCCACUGACUUAACGACAUUAUUGUUAUUUUUUAUAUAGAAGUAAGCACUGUUAUGAAUAUAGAGAAUUUUUUUUUAUUAAGAAUACAGUGUAUUGUAGGUAUAGGACAAAAGACACUUUAUUAAAAGAUGCGCUAAAAAAAUGUGAAAUUGGUGGGGGAUAACCACGGACGCUGUGUUUCUAUUUCAACCUUCUGCAGAUUUUAAGUGACAAAUAGGUUCUUUACUGUAGAUGCGCGUGGUUAGCAAACGUGGAUAUCACUUGCAGGACUGUUCAAGUUGUGAUCUUUUACACCAGUUUUGUGAGUUUUACACUUUUUAGAUUGUAGUAAAUUCUCCAUAUAUACUUUGUUUAACCCACUCUGUUGCAGGUCAUGGCAUCUGUUUUGUGCCACAAACGCUUCAACAAUCUGCCCAGUUUUUUUAUGAUAUCCCCUAUGGAACAGAAUAGGAUAAUCCCUAAAUACUAAAAGCACUAGUCUAGACCAUAUUGUCCAUCUCAUCUAGAGUAAUGAAUCGUAACCUUUGGUACUCCAGCUGUAGAGGACUAUAUUUCCCACGAUGCUCAGCCAGCUGAAUGGGCAGCACAGCUCAUUUGAGUUCCAAAGGUGCAAUCACUGACUUAGAGUGUAAGCUCUGUGGGUCAGGAGCCUCUGCUCCAAAGUUUUAUAAUUGUAUCAUGCUCCUUGGACCUUUGAAAUUCUAUAUUGCAAUGCCAUUGUAAAAUGUGUAGACAAUUAGUGAUGCAGUAUUCUGAGAAGCUUGCACUUGAUUUUCUUUUUGAUUUAGAUAAAAUCCCUGUUUCUAUACAGGUUUGCGGUUUGUCUGUUUCUUGCUAUGACUGAGAGCGUAUUCAUUUCUUUAACGAAUACCAAGUGUAUCGCAUGCUAAUGGAACACUUUCCUCUUUCAUGUCAUUUUCUUUUGCACCAUUUGUCUGUCAACAGUUCUCAUUAUCCAUAUCGGAUGGUCGGACUUGUGGUCCACCGAUAACUGCAAGUUACCAUUCCUGCUUAUGUUCUCUGUGAAAAUAAAAUAUAAUUGGAAAAUCCAAUUUUGGUCUUUUUUUUUUUUUCACAAAACUGAUUUGUGGUCAAUCGAAAACCAUUUCAACAUUCUAUAUUCAGAACUUGGUCGUUUUUGUUGUUUGUUUAUUUUAAUUAAGGCUUUACCUUACCUCAUUUCACGUUUUAGUAAAUAAAAAAAUAAACAACUUUAGAUUUUUCGCUAAACCAAGAUUUAUAGAAAAUAUGCACAAUGACAAUGUAUCUUGUCAUAGACAUGACAUCCUCUCCUUGGUUAGAAUGUAGAAAGGAGAACUUGCUCACAAUAGAAGAUAUUGAUACCUUUAUCUUUAUGACACAUGUAUUGGAUAUCCUAAUUUGAAGGUUAGAAACCUGUUUUCUUGAUAACAAUUUUAGGAAGUGGUGUACUUACCGACUAGCAAGUUUUAGAAUUGUUUUGUACACUUGACUCUGGAAAUUGUAGUUCCUACAGCAGACUGUUAUUUUAGUGCUGCGCCUAUGUUGCAGACUAGGGGUGACCAAAGGACUCACACCCAGAUGUUAUUCUAACCACAUCUGACACAAUUCUUUGUCAACCUUGUUUUGCCCAUUCCUGUUUUACAAACAUUGCAUUUCAGAUAUAUGAGAGGGUCAUAACCAACCAAUUGAAUAUAGACAAUGGAUACUGUGCAUAAUCUUCAAACUCUCUCAAUUUCCAAUUUGUGCGUAAUUCUUUCUCUUGUCCAAUUGUCAAAUUCCCCUUCUCCAGAUUAUUCUAAACAAAUAAUCAUAACAGGUAUGCACACUGCUGUGAAUUAAUAAGAAAAAAAAAAACAAUCAAUACAUUUAUUUUUUUAUAUGAUUGUAAUCCACUUGCAACCCUCUGCCUUCCUUAAAAUGUGAAAAAAAGUAAAUUUUAAGGCAUCUCCUGGUAUCGACUGCAACUCCUAUGAUGCUCAUCUAGAAUGAUAGCUGACUGGCACCAUGGGAGUUAAGGGCCCCAUACAUAGAAUGCCAUCUUUGGACCUGAGUCAGAAUCAACAUUCUCACUUCAAGUAUAUAAGAAAGUAUAUACUUAGUAAGCUUGGGAUCAGUUACAUUAUCUCAAUGAAUAAAUGUAAUAAUGUGUAUUAAGAAAAAUAGACCACCAGCUGUAGUAGGAUUGCAACUCCCAUAAAUCUUAGCUGCCUUUUGUGGCUCCUGGAACAUGUAUUUGAGUGACAGUUGGAAGUUAAUAAAUAACUAAGGAAUCAAAAAAAGACAAUCUACAUAACUUGCUCUCAUAUCAUUUCUUGUCACCCUGUUUCUACAUCCCCCCAGCCCACCUUUUUUAAAUAUGUUUUUGCUCCGCUAUGAGUUCUGGUAUACAUUACAGAAUUUCACGUAUCACCAAACUGAUGUACCUUGUCCAUGCUACGCUAAUUUCCUCCUUUCCAGUACAAGACAUUUCUUUUACUGGAUGUUCAGAACAUACCUUGCGCAAAACACUUACCCCAUGCAGUUUCCUGGAGAGAAAUGUACAUUGACUGAUUUCACACCACUACUGAAAACAGUGUAAGACAUAAAGCUUGCUAGUGUGCUUCUAACAAAGAGUGAACGCUUGAACAACGCUAAAAUGUAAGAGAAGGGGGUGAAAUGGAGAGCUAGCACAAGUAUUUAUCCUUUGGCUGCCUUAUUGUCAGUUUUCUAUUUUGUUAAUCUGGUACCCAUGCAGUAUAAUACAUUGAGUUCUACAGGUUUGGACAGCAAAUAGUAGCUCAUCCCCCUUAUACACUUUGUUAAAUUUUAGAGGUGCAUUAAAUGAUAAAUGUUGUUAUAAUUUUGAACUAAAAUACCUGAUAAGAGGGUAAUUAAAAUGUUUGUUGCAAUAACAUCACUUUAAUGUGCAUCUUGUUAAAAAAAAUGAAAUAUUCCUUUGAAAUUAAAAUAAACACAAAUAAAUCAAUUUUAAUAUGUCACUUGCUUUGUUUUAGGAAGAAUUACAUUUCGUGCUGGUACCUUGGCCCAUUUUCUUUACAAAAGCACACCAUCUAGAGACAAUCUGGUGGAACUACAGCAACCAUGACUCCAACCAUGUUUCCUACCAAAAAGAGUUAUUACAACCACGACAUCAUCGUCAGACAUUACAACUACACAGGGAAAUAUAAAAGCAAUUUAAAUAAUGACAUCAAAUUAUCAUCCAUAAUCUUCAUUAUCAUCUGCUGCUUCAUCGUGCUCGAGAAUAUCCUGGUUCUUCUUACCAUCUGGAGAACCAAGAAGUUUCAUCGACCCAUGUACUAUUUCAUUGGCAACUUGGCUCUCUCGGAUCUCCUGGCUGGAGCUGCUUACACUGCCAACAUUCUGCUCUCUGGAUCAAACACUUACAACCUUACACCAGUUCAAUGGUUGGUACGAGAAGGGAGUAUGUUUGUGGCCCUCUCUGCUUCAGUGUUCAGCCUCCUAGCCAUCGCCAUUGAACGCUACAUUACAAUGUUAAAAAUGAAGCCGCACAAUGGCAGCAAGAGCUCUAGGUCCUUUGGCCUCAUCAGUAUUUGUUGGCUUCUAUCUCUGUUUCUUGGUUUUCUGCCCAUCAUGGGUUGGAAUUGCAUUCCUGACAUGGAUUACUGCUCAACUGUACUUCCAUUAUAUCAUAAACAUUACAUUCUCUUCUGCACAACUGUUUUCUGCAUUCUUUUAAUGGCUAUUGUGGUUCUGUAUGCCAGAAUUUAUUUCUUGGUAAGAACACGCAGCAGGAGCCUAACCUUUAGGAGGAACUUUGCCAGAACCAGCAGGAGCUCAGAAAAGUCCAUGGCAUUACUCAAAACAGUCAUUAUUGUCCUCAGUGCAUUUAUUCUCUGCUGGUCCCCUCUCUUCAUCUUUCUUUUGCUUGAUUUUGGAUGUAAGGUUAGAGCUUGCCCUGUUUUGUUCAAAGCCGAGUACUUUUUGUCUCUUGCAGUUCUCAAUUCUGCAACAAACCCUAUUAUCUACACUCUUACUAACAGAGAGAUGAGAAGGGCUUUCCUAAAAAUGGCCUGUUGCUGUCAAUGCCCAGUUUUUAACAGUGGAGCAAAAGUCAAAAAGCCCAUUAUUACAGGAAUGGAGUUCAGCAGGAGUAAGUCAGAUAAUUCUUCCCACCCGCAGAAGGACGAAGGGGAAUACCCUGUGACCCUUAUGUCUUCUGGAAAUCUGACCUCCUCUUCCUAGGACUUGUGAAGACUGGAAUUGGAUAUACCUUGUUGCAGUUAUGCAAGAACAUAAAGGGAAAAAUCAUCUCCUUCGUAAUCUGGAUAAUGCAUGGGCAUUUGGAUUCCAGAAAAGAUAGCAUUAGUUCUGAGUGGAGAUGCAAAGCACCUCAAGGAAGAUCUGAUAAUGAGUAGUGGAACUAUAAAGACUUUGUUGUUACUCAUGGAACAAUUGGUCUACUGAGAGCACGUGCUUGGAUGGAAUGGGGAUUUAAAAAAAAAAAAUAUUUACAUAGACAAUUUGAAGUGCUUUGGUGUGGGAGUGAAAAUACACCUAAUCCUAUGUGCGGCUCUUUAAUGUGAUUUGCUUAGCAUCACUUACCCAAAGCCACUAGGAUACAACAUUUCUAUACUGAUUUAUAGAAUAUGACUUUCUUGGAAAGAUGUAAUGAAAAUAUGGGUUCUCCUUUAAUCCGUGGGUCAACAUUCUCUAUUUUGUUCCUAUAGAAGAGUAUCCACUGAUAUCUGUAAAAGAAAUGGCUUGCGGCUUUAGAGCAGAUGGUAGUUACUGAAAGUUAGAACUUGGACCCUCAAUGGGUUACAACCAAGUAGGAGACAGAUUAGUUUCCUGGCCCACACAUAUUACAUAUUUUAGUAGGUUCUUCGUAGAGCAAACAUACGUUGACGUGGGACAAUAAAUGAUGUCUGGCCAAGAGUAACUAAGAUAAACGUAACCACACAACUAUUGUAUUUGAAUAAAUUAAUUAGAUUUGCCAUCUUUUAUUUACCCCAUGCUAUAAAUGUAAUUUCCUCUAUGUAUCUACUUAUAAUUGAAUUCCUUAUGGUAGAACUGAUGGAAAAAUCAUUAAGCAGAAUAAUGUAAAAAGAGGAGAGCCUUCACUCCAGUGAAAGAAUCUCUCCACCUCCCAUAUUCUCUCUCUUCUAUAUGUAAAAUAUAAAAUACGCUAACAAAACAUAGGAACAUGAUUAUUUUUUUCUCACAUGAGUUAUUUUUGUUAAAGCCAGCAAAUAUUUUUUUUUAUCUGAUAAAGUCCAUAUCCAGGGAAUUAGAGUUCUUCUAGAUGAUAUUAGGUGCCAUCUCCCAUGGUACCCUACAACUCUUAAACUGUAGCACCCAUCAUUAAGCAUUUUUGCUACUUAUAGAACAUUUUAAAAAUGAUCCUAGUACGUAAAGUGGAAUGAAUCUUUAUUAAACUGGUCUAAAAGAAAGCUUUCCUAUAACUAGCUAUCUAGAAAUAACACGGUUAAUUCAGUAACAUUAAUUAACCAACUAAUUAGGCAACUUAACGCCCCAGCGGUGAGAAUUGCAGAGAUGAAUUUAUUUAUUUAUGUUUUUUAUUGAUGAGACACUUUUUUUGAACAGACUUUAAUGUAAAUCUUCUGUUGCAAUGCAUUGCUGCCAAACGCAUUUUUACAACAUUCUCUUUUAACAGCUGCCAUUGGGCCAUACAAUCUUACAAUAAAAUAUUCAAUUUGAAAGAGUUUGCAACGAGCUGGAUUAAGAGGUGAUCAGUGUUGCAGAAUGUGUGGGUCAUAAUUAUUUUCUUACAGAGAAUAAUUUUAGAAACGAUGGGCAAAGCUGAUCUGUUUCUAAUAACUGAGGUUACACGAGGAUACUGAUUAUCUUCGAAAAGAUGUUUGUUGCAAAAUUUAAUUUUGAGCUGUGUUUUGUUUUGAUAUAUUUGCAAGCAACUUUCAAAUAUUUGACCUUUAUCAAUGGCAGCCACAAUUUUCCAGGCACUUGUUUUGGCACUUAUUUACUUACUGGCACUGCCAAGCUUAAAGAACAUGGCACCUUCUGGUAUAUCAUUGUUCCAUUAUGGGUAAGCAUAGUUUGCCAAACCCAUUUUAACGUAAACAGAAGAGGUGUGCCAAGUUUUUUAGCUUGGUAUAUGGGAUUGGAGUGGAAGAGGUGGUCUGAAAUUGAGCAAACUGGCAAGCAGUGCAUCUAUCAGUAACCUUUCGGCAAUAAUGCAACUAUCUGUGAAUGUAAACGAUAAAACAAAGUGUUAUUAAUUAAACCCAAAGAAACUGGGAAAGCCAUUUCUUUGUGGUUGCAAAGCUGUGUUGUUCUAAACGCAAAUUGUUGUUUUUUGCAAAUGGUUUCCAAGUAGCUAUUUGUGAAGCACGACUAUUUCUACUUGUCACCUUUUUGUAGUAUUUUUUUUUUUAUCAGUGCAAUUAAUUUUUAUUUUAUUUAGUAUUUAAAAUGUUCCUGACUUUUCUUUGUUGAAUUUGCACAUAGUGAAUUUGUAUUUAAAAUUUAAACCUAA